Molecule: messenger RNA, 1899 nt
Organism: Darwinula stevensoni
Lineage: Eukaryota; Metazoa; Arthropoda; Ostracoda; Podocopida; Darwinulidae
Source: the annotation of a GenBank genome assembly
CGAGUGGCGCUUGGUAUGGGGCAUGGAAAGCCGGGUGUAGUUGGUUUACAGGCCCUUUAACCGGUGGUGGCCGGAUCCUCAUCGGCAACAUUGUACCCGCACUUCCACGAUUCGGCGUCAUUUUUUAUCGUGGCAAGAAACAGAUUUGGUGCAGGUUCUGAAGAAUGGAACAGGAACAGGAGAAACUUCUCAGUAUGCUCUUUGAUGGUGACUUCCCAGACCAUUGGAAGGAUGACGUCGAUGUAGCUGUCUUUCUACGAAACUUUGCGUCACUUGGAAUUGACCAGAUUUCAAGGGAACCCGAUCAACUGAAGGAUGACAAGCGGGCUGUUCUCCAGCAGACACAGGAUCUUGCUUUUUCACACUACAAGACAUUCAUUAGAACUGCACAUUGUUCAAAAGAUCUUUAUGAUGAUAUGAAUACUGCAGAGAAGAAACUUGAAGGGAUUUUGAAUGUCUUGCCUCAAAUGCAGGAGAAAACAAAGUUGUUUAUUGAUAAGGGAAGUGAACUGAAUGGGAAACGGAGGUUGAACAGCCUGACACUUGCAAAACAUACAGGACUACUGGAGUUACUUGAACUUCCUCAAAUUAUGGAGUCCUGUGUGAGGAGUUCUUAUUAUGAAGAAGCUCUUGAGUUGUCUGCUUUUGUUAAACGAUUGGAGAAAAAGCACUCCCACAUAUCUGCAAUUGCUGGUAUAGUGAAAGAGGUUCAGCAUAGCAACCAGAUGAUGCUGAUGCAGCUAUUGACCCAACUCAGGAAGGAUAUCCAACUGCCCCAGUGUCUCAAGGUCAUCGGAUACAUACGCCGAAUGGAUGUUUUCUCUGAAACUCAACUCCGAAUCAAAUUCCUUCAAGCCCGCAAUUCCUGGUUGUCUGGCAUACUCUCUGCAAUCUCCAGGGAUGAUCGUUAUCAUCACAUGACGAGGACACUAGAGCUCUAUCGUGUCCACCUCUUUGACAUCCUUACUCAGUACCGUGCUUUAUUCAGUGAGGACCCCCAACCCAUCUUCACCAGCUUCCUUCAACACAAGGUAUCCGAGUUAUUGAAGACUUUGGAGGAGGAUUUGUUAGAAGGAGGUGGAAACAUGCGAACUGAUUCAUUGUUGGGACAAGCCAUGUAUUUUGGCUUGAGCCUAAGCCGAAUGGGAGGAGAUUUCAGGGCUCUUCUCCCAAAAAUCUUUCAAGAUGCUGCCAUCAGAUCCUUGAAGAAUUCUCUUGCAGAUGCUAAUAUGAAAUUCCAGGAUGGGCUGUCCCUUUUAUUUCUAAAUGCUCCUGCCAAUAUGCCCUGCCUUCUCUCUAGCACAAUGGCCUCCUCUCAGGAUGAUCUGCAUCCACCACUGAGUCUCCUGGAAUUCUAUCCAUUGGCGGAAUACACAAAUAGUGUCCUCGGGGCAUUCAACGACUUGCGUCUCUGCUGUCCCCUAUCCUGUGUGCUUCCGGUCACAGAAGCCGUGACGAUGAGCCUCGAAGAUGCCGCUUCUGCCGUUCGGGAUUUGCAGCGCCAGGAGGAAUCCAGUCUGAACGCAAGUGAACGCGAACUUCUGAAGAACUUCAUUGACCGCUUCUCCUCCAUUCUCCUGCCUUACAUUGGACGUUGUUUUCAAGCCCUUUUUCCCCUCUCACAACUCUCCUCUGUCUUGGGAGUCUCUCCUCAACAGCUCAAAGCAGAGGGACUAGGGAUUUUGGAUGAAGAAAGAGUGAGGGGCCUUCUUCAUUCCACCAACUCUGCUCUUAUAUUGGCAUGAGUGGAUUGCUUCACAUUGUGAUAUCCUUGUGUCCAUUGACUCCUUUGGGUCUGGUUCAGGUUUCUUUUUACUAUUUAAUCCAAAAUGAUGCACUGCCAAUAGAUAUUUAUGGUUUAGGUGAAAACCUUUUCUUCGUCCUCAACAAUGAAGUAGG